Molecule: messenger RNA, 1877 nt
Organism: Lotus japonicus
Lineage: Eukaryota; Viridiplantae; Streptophyta; Magnoliopsida; Fabales; Fabaceae
Product: cytochrome P450 71D11-like
Exons: 2
Coding region: 33-1562 (509 amino acids)
Molecular function (GO): monooxygenase activity; oxidoreductase activity, acting on paired donors, with incorporation or reduction of molecular oxygen; iron ion binding
Source: RefSeq, a predicted model, not a curated record
UUGAUGCACCUUACUCCCCUGUUUUUUUCUAAAUGGACCUUCAACCAUUCUACCCUUUGACCCUUUCUUUCAUUUUCCUCAUCUUCAUUUUAACACGAAAAUUAAAGAAUCCCAAGAAAACUGACUCAAUUCCAAAUAUACCACCCGGGCCAUGGAAGCUGCCAAUCAUAGGAAACAUACACCAUCUUGUUGGCUCUCCACCACACAGAAAAUUAAGAGAAUUGGCCCAAAAAUAUGGCCCCUUGAUGCAUCUCCAACUUGGAGAGGUCUUCUUCAUCAUUGUUUCCUCACCACAGUAUGCUAAGGCAAUCAUGAAAACCCAUGAUGUUACCUUUGCAUCAAGGCCUUAUUCUCUAGUCUCUGAUAUAGUGUUUUAUGGUUCCACAGACAUAGCCUUUUCACCUUAUGGUGAGUACUGGAGACAGCUUCGAAAGAUUUGCACUGUAGAGCUUCUAAGCAUGAAACGUGUGCAGUCUUUUAGGCCAAUCAGAGAAGAAGAGGUGAAUAACCUCAUCAAACGCAUUGCUCCAGAAGAAGGAUCAGUCUUCAAUCUGUCUCAAGCAAUUCUUUCAUUGGUGUUCACAAUCACUUCUAGAGCUGCUUUUGGCAAGAAGUACAAGGAGCAAGGAGAAUUCAUAUUAUGUGUAAGAGAAGUUUUGAAUCUAGCUGGGGGUUUCUACAUAGGAGAUUUGUUUCCUUCAGCUAAGUGGCUUCAAAACCUCACUGGGAUGAGGCCUAAGCUUGAAGAGCUACACAAAAAAUUGGAUAGAAUAAUAGAGACUAUCAUCGAUGACCAUAAAGCUAAGUCAAGAACCAAACAAGGCCAAGUUGAAGGAGCAGAGGAAGAUCUGAUUGAUGUUCUAUUGAAAUUUGAGGACAGUAGCAAUGAUCAAGAUUUUCAUUUAACUAAUAAAAACAUCAGAGCCAUACUCUUUGAUAUCUUCACAGGUGGAAGUGACACUGCCGCAAAUACCGUUAACUGGGCAAUGGCUGAGAUGAUGAAGGAUCCAAGAGUAUUGAAAAAAGCACAAGCUGAAGUGAGAGAGAUAUUCCAGAAGAGAGGGAAGGUUGAUGAAACUUGCAAUGAUGAACUCAAAUACUUGAAAGCAAUUAUCAAAGAGGUCUUCAGGUUACACCCUCCUGGUCCUCUUCUAAUUCCUAGGGAAUGUGCACAAGCUUGUGAGAUUAAUGGCUAUCACAUACCAGCAAAAAGUAAGGUCAUAGUCAAUGCUUUUGCAAUUGCAACAGAUCCUAAAUAUUGGACUGAACCUGAGAGGUUUUAUCCUGAGAGGUUCAUUGAUAGCUCUAUUGACUUCAAAGGAACUAACUUUGAGUAUAUCCCUUUUGGUGCUGGAAGGAGAAUUUGUCCAGGCAUGAACUAUGGUGUUGCAAAUAUUGAGUGGAUUCUUGUUUUGUUGUUGUAUCACUUUGAUUGGAUACUUCCCAAGGGAAUGAAAAAUGAGGAUUUGGACAUGUCUGAACAAUUUGGAGCGUCUGUCAUAAGAAAAGAUGAUUUGAACUUAAUUCCGGUUGCUUUUUCUUCUUCUCCGCUUGGAAAAUGAACCCCAAAAGUCCAAUAUGUGAAUUUUAUUACUGUAUAAUGUAAGAAUCUAAUUGAAAAAAUAUUCAUAAACCACUCUUAUCAUCUUAUGUAUCGACCCUUAGACAAAAAAAAAAGAGAAUAGAGUGAAGAAAUGAAUUAGUAUAUCAUCAUAUAAUGUGAUAAGGUGGAAAUAAAGAGAAAAAUGUGUUUCUGAGUGUCUAUAUUAUUGAGUGGUUUAUGAAUCAGUCCUCUUAUUUAAAUGGUUCUUGUGGUCUACCACCAUUGUAAUUUACUUUGUUUUUAAUGAAUAAAUCUCCAUUGGUAGCGUAAAAAA